This is a messenger RNA of Scomber japonicus (chub mackerel), 1525 nucleotides long. It is a transcript of the gene syn2a, whose product is annotated as synapsin IIa. Gene Ontology annotation, biological process: neurotransmitter secretion. Lineage: Eukaryota; Metazoa; Chordata; Actinopteri; Scombriformes; Scombridae. Bases 1 to 1404 code for a protein of 467 amino acids. The record is from RefSeq and is a predicted model, not a curated record. Gene Ontology annotation, cellular component: synaptic vesicle; synaptic vesicle membrane. Gene Ontology annotation, molecular function: ATP binding. The transcript has 11 exons.
AUGAAUUAUUUGCGUCGGCGUCUCUCGGACAGCACGUUCAUCUCCAACCUGCCAAAUGGCUACAUGACAGACCUCCAGAGGCCUGACCCUACUCAGCCUCCUCCACCUGCCUCCAAUACCCCUGCCAAGUCUCCUACAGCAGGGCCUACACCUCCAGCCACUUCGCCGGCUCCAGAGAGGAAACCUCAGUCAUCUCAGUCAUCCGGAGCUGGUUUCUUUAGCUCCAUCACCAACGUUGUUAAGCAGACAGCUGCCUCAGCUGGGCUAGUGGAGCAGACCCAAGUCACGACACCUAAGAAGUUCAAGAUUCUCUUGGUCAUCGAUGAACCACAGCAGGAGUGGGCAAAGUUAUUCCGGGGAAAGAAAAUACUCGGGGAUUAUGAUAUCAAAGUGGAGCAGGCUGAAUUCAGUGAGAUCAACGUUAUGGCUCAUGCCAACGGGACCUGCAACGUUAACAUGCAGGUUUACAGGAACGGUACCAAGGUUGUCAGGUCAUUCAAGCCAGACUUCGUCCUCAUUCGUCAACAUGCCUUCAGUAUGACCCAGAAUGAAGAUUUUCGCAACCUGGUCAUUGGUCUGCAGUACGGAGGUGUCCCAAGCAUCAACUCCCUUGACUCCAUCUACAACCUUUGUGAUAAGCCGUGGGCGUUUGCCCAACUUAUCAACACCCACAGGAAGCUGGGUGCUGAGAAGUUCCCUCUGAUCGAGCAGACGUUUUAUCCAAACUACAAGGAGAUGGUAAGCAUGCCAUCAUUCCCUGUUGUUGUGAAGAUUGGACAUGCCCACUCCGGUAUUGGAAAGGUGAAGGUGGACAAUCACAGUAAGUUCCAGGACAUAGCCAGUGUCGUGGCUCUCACCCAGACGUACACCACCACAGAGCCUCUCAUUGACUCAAAGUACGACAUCAGAAUCCAGAAGAUUGGCAAUGACUACAAAGCCUACAUGAGAACAUCUAUAUCUGGUAAUUGGAAGACCAACACAGGCUCAGCUAUGCUUGAACAGGUGGCAAUGACUGACAGGUACAAGCUGUGGGUUGACACCUGCUCAGAGAUCUUUGGAGGUCUGGAGAUUUGUGCAGUCAAAGCCAUCCAUGGAAAAGAUGGUAAAGAUUACAUCACAGAGGUGGUUGGCUCAGCCAUGCCCCUGGUAGGGGAGCACCAGGCCGAGGACAGGCAGCUCAUUGCUGACAUGGUACUAGCCAAAAUGAACGAGUCAGCAGAGAAGGAAGCCAACACUCCUCAGAGACCCACCACCAUACAACCAUCCCAGGGUUCUGGCCAGAAGGGAGAGAUUGCCGGUGAUCCCAUUAAGAAUGGUGUUGGACGCCCACCUCAAGGUUGUCUGCAGUACAUUCUCGACUGUAAUGGCGUUGCAGUGAGUCCAAAACCAGUCCAGGCUAACUGAGUCACCCAGGGGAAAGGGGACAGUCGGUCUCAGAGUCUUGAUAACAAUGACUUACCUUAGCUGAACACAAGAGCACACGUGUGUGUGGAAGCCGAUAGCAAGAAUCCAAUCUCGGUGACGU